This is a messenger RNA of Photinus pyralis (common eastern firefly), 2633 nucleotides long. Its product is annotated as zinc finger protein OZF-like. Gene Ontology annotation, biological process: regulation of transcription by RNA polymerase II. Gene Ontology annotation, molecular function: RNA polymerase II cis-regulatory region sequence-specific DNA binding; zinc ion binding; DNA-binding transcription factor activity. The record is from RefSeq and is a predicted model, not a curated record. NCBI's taxonomy places the organism in Eukaryota, Metazoa, Arthropoda, Insecta, Coleoptera, Lampyridae. The transcript is spliced from 3 exons. Gene Ontology annotation, cellular component: nucleus. The coding region runs from base 120 to 1592 and encodes 490 amino acids.
AUACACCGCCUAUCUGAGGUAAACUACAAGUAAAAAUAGUAACAGAUCCACUUCCAAAUCCAACAUCAUAACCUAAAUAAAUAAAAUUUUAAAUUACAAUAAUUUGUUUCUAAAAAAGUAUGGAGUCUUUCGUCGAGUACGAGCAUGUGCACAUAGAAGAGGUAUGCAGGUUGUGCUUAAACAAACACGAUCAAAUGAGUUUAAUUUGCGACUCAGGAGUAGCAGAUCUGCUCUUAGAGUGUGCCUCGAUCCAAGUAACGCCGGAUAACGGUUUAUAUAAUCUAGUAUGUCAUCAGUGUGCGAAUGAUGUCAGUCGUUGGUACGUAUUUAAACAACAAGUCGUAAGAUCAUUUGAAAUUGGCCGAUGGUUAUUACAAAAGAAAGUAAAAAAUGAUGUGAAUUUUGUGUUCGACACUUCCAGUGUACCACACGAUACACAUUCCGAACAUUCCAACUCCGUUAUUGAAGAUGAGGAUGAAUUAAAAGACCUUUUGAACCAGCGUGAUGCUGGAUUUGCUCCAUCAAGUUCAACACAACUGACAUCAGAUCUAAGCAGCGUUAUAGAAGUGAUAGAAAGUGUUGCGUUAGAUAACUGCAACAUCACUUCAACUUCUUCCGUUACAACAGGACCAAAACGUAAAAAAUCAUUAGAGGAACUAUUAUGUGUUACAUGCGGAAAACAAUGCACUUCCACAAACUCCUACAACAGACAUUUAAAAACGCACGAUGAUUCGCGCCCGUUUAUCUGUAGCAAAUGUGAUAAACCAUUUAAAACGUCACAGGUUUUGGCAGAGCAUAUGAAACGGCACUACGAUGACAGAAGGCACAAAUGUGAAAUCUGUGCACAAAAGUUUUACGCCAAGGCCAGUUUGAAUGAUCACUUACGAAGUCACACUGGUGAAAGGCCAUUUAAAUGUGACGUGUGUAACCGUACUUUUGCCACUAAAGCAAUUUUGCGCCAACAUUCCAUCAUCCACACAGUAAGAGAUAGAAAGUUUCAAUGUGAUAUUUGCGAUAAAUUUCUUUUAACUGCUGGCAGUUUAGAGACGCAUAAACGAAAGCAUAGCGGAGUAAAGCCUUUUCAGUGUUCCGGUUGUAAUAAAUCAUUUUUUACAAAGGAGGCCAUGCAGAGACAUUUCGGUGCAAUACACGACACCGACAAUAACUUCUUGUGCAGUGUUUGCUCUAAAGUUUGCAGUACUAAGGUGCACUUAAAUAAUCACAUGAAAAAGAAGCAUUUAGGACUUGGUCUUCCACCGAACGCCGUUUGUACUGAGUGCGGUAAGCAGUGCGGCUCGGCGGCAGAACUUAAAGUGCACGUUCGCGUACAUACCGGUGAACGUCCGUAUGUGUGUGAUAUUUGUCAGAAACGGUUUAUAGCUAAAGGUAAUUUGAAUUCACAUAAGCAAAGACAUUUAGGUAGAAAACCAUUUCUGUGUAAUCAUUGUGGGAAAGCGUUUGGUGAAAGGUCAACACUAAAAGUGCAUGAACGAAUACAUACUGGUGAACAUCCGUAUUCAUGCAAUGUAUGUGGGAAAGCGUAUAUUCAAAGUAGUGCGCUUAGAACACAUAUGAAGAGCCAUUGGAAGUAAAAUUAUUUAACUUUUUUUGUGUAAAAUUAAGUGCUGUAAGUUCAAUGUUAAUGGUAGGUACGACUGAUUCAAUAUAAGUAGAAAAUUUGCAUCACGUAAGAUUACAUUUGCAAUGUGAACUCUCAUUGUAUCCGGCAUGGUGUAUCCAUACAAGAAAGAAAUGGUAGGCUACAUGUGUAGGGUGGUCCAAAUUGGACAUUUCAGAAAAAAUGGACCUAGGAGCUCAAUUUUAAAGAGAAACUCACUGAAUAAUAAGAAACGCCCCCUAGCGGCCAAACGAUUAGAGAUAGCUAAAUUCUGUUUGCGCCAGUGAUUUUCUUUUUAAAAUUGUCCUCCAGACACCUAGGUCCUUUUGUCUAUCUCGUAAAAUAAAGGGCGUUUGCAUAGGAAAAUGUCCAGUUUGGACCACCUUGUACACUGACAAAUUAAUGCUAUCUAAGUCAUGUACGAGUUCUUCUAUUGGCAAUACUAAUCAGUAAUCUGUACAUAAUCAUAUUGCCAUAUAAAACAUUAGCAGAACAAAAAAUUGAUACAGUGGUUAAUGUGAGGACUGGAUAUGCAAUUACAUCUGUCAGACAGUGAUAAAGAUUUAAAACAGCCUUCUCAAACUUUUGACUUUCCAACGCCACCUCGAUACCUGUGGGAUGUUUCAAGGUAGGGGCUCCGAAAUAUUUAGAUUUUCUUCAACAACUCUCAAAAUUGGAGACGGGUUUUGAUAAGCGAAAUCUUCAAUCAAUACAAAUCAUACUCUCCGAAACGUUCGUUGAUCACGUAUUUUUCUCCCUUGGUUUGUUUUUUUUUCUAUAAAACCAACGCGCUGUUUAGUAUGUACGUAUAAGUACAGUGCUUAUUAAAUAUCAACUACUCUCCAUACUGUAACAUACAAGGUAACUUACCGGGUGACCCAAUAAGACUGUUCCUCGGCCAUAUCUCCGGAACCGUUCGUUGUAUGAUUUAGGGGUAAAAAUUUAUUUGGUAAAUCGGUUAUGAAGAAUUGCUGGAAAAUAUUUUCAAGUUCUAAAAAUGACCACAAGAGGGCGU